Molecule: messenger RNA, 2173 nt
Organism: Prosopis cineraria
Lineage: Eukaryota; Viridiplantae; Streptophyta; Magnoliopsida; Fabales; Fabaceae
Product: monocopper oxidase-like protein SKU5
Exons: 9
Coding region: 301-2073 (590 amino acids)
Molecular function (GO): copper ion binding; oxidoreductase activity
Source: RefSeq, a predicted model, not a curated record
UGUACUUAUGGGCGAAACAAGACGGAGAUAAUAAAGCAAGGAGCUUUAGCAAUAAUCUGCAAUAUUAUUGUUAAGACAAAACGAGGCCCUCCAUCCUCGGCGGGAGUGGAAGAUCAGAGGGGCCCAUCACUGAACAGAGAAGCAGAAGCCAUUCGAGGAAGAGAACACUCUAGCCCAUGUGCGCUUCAGUUUUCACACUGCCAAAUUUGUUUGCUUCAACUCGGGAUCUCUCUCUCUCUCUCUCUCUCUGGACAGAAACUUGAGAAAAGGAUACCAGACAUAUAUUCACCAAGAAAUCCGAUGCCAUUAUCAUCACAAUCUUCUUGGUUUUUCACAACCCUUCUGUGUUUAUUAGACGUUGCUUUUGCUGGCGACCCGUUUGUUUUCUACGAUUGGACUGUGUCCUACGUUGCAGCCUCCCCACUGGGAGUUAAACAAAAGGUAAUCGGGAUCAAUGGGCAGUUUCCAGGACCAAUUGUGAAUGUCACCACAAACUGGAAUGUUGUUGUCAAUGUCAAGAAUGACCUUGAUGAGCCAUUACUCAUGACAUGGAAUGGCUUACAACACAGGAAAAACUCAUGGCAAGAUGGAGUUUCUGGAACUAACUGUCCAAUCCCUGCUGGUUGGAAUUGGACCUAUGAGUUUCAAGUCAAAGAUCAGAUAGGGAGCUUUUUCUACUUCCCUUCCCUAAACUUUCAAAGAGCUGCAGGCGGAUGUGGUGGAAUUAUCAUAAACAACCGAGAUGUUAUUCCUGUUCCUUUUGGAUUACCGGAUGGUGAUAUUACAAUACUUCUGAGUGAUUGGUACACUAAGAGUCACGAGGACCUCAGGAAAGAUGUGGAAGACGGACGUGACCUUGGAAUCCCUGAUGGUGUGCUUAUUAAUGGUCUAGGUCCUUACCGCUAUGAUAACACACUUGUCCCAGGUGGCAUUACUUUUCAGAUAAUAAAUGUUGAACCAGGGAAAACAUAUCGGCUCCGAGUGCACAAUGUUGGUAUUUCAACGAGCUUGAAUUUUAGGAUACAAAAUCACAACUUGCUUCUGGUGGAGACUGAGGGAUCGUAUACAGUUCAGCAAAACUAUGAUAACAUGGAUAUUCAUGUGGGUCAGUCAUAUUCAUUCUUGGUUACAAUGGAUCAAAAUGCCAGCACUGAUUACUAUAUUGUUGCAAGUCCUCGAUUUGUUAAUUCUUCUUGGGCUAGAGCUACUGGAGUUGCCAUUUUGCAUUACUCUAAUUCCCAGGGACCUGCUUCAGGUCCUCUUCCUAGUCUUUCUGAUCAAGAUAAUCCUUCUUUCUCAAUGAAUCAAGCUCGAUCAAUAAGGUGGAACGUAUCAGCCGGUGCUGCACGCCCAAACCCACAGGGAUCUUUCAGAUAUGGUGAUAUUACUGUCACAGAUGUUUAUGUUAUUCUCAACAGACCUCCGGAGCUUAUAAAUGGGAAGUGGCGUACUACCCUCAAUGGUCUGUCAUAUUUACCACCUUCAACACCUCUGACACUAGCCCAGCAAUUUAAAAUUCUUGGGGUGUACAAGGUUGAUUUUCCAAAUAAAUUGAUGAACAGACCUCCAAAAGUUGAUACCUCUCUGAUCAAUGCUACAUACAAAGCUUUUAUUGAAAUAAUCUUCCAAAACAACGACACCACAGUCCAGACCUAUCAUUUGGAUGGCUAUGCAUUCUUUGUUGUUGGUAUGGACUUUGGAAUAUGGACAGAAAAUAGCAGAAGCACGUAUAACAAGUGGGACGGUGUGGCUCGCUGCACUACACAGGUCUUUCCAGGGGCUUGGACAGCCAUUUUAGUAUAUCUUGACAAUCCUGGAAUUUGGAACCUUCGUGCCGACAAUCUCAACUCUUGGUAUCUUGGCCAAGAAGUUUAUGUUCAAAUUGUGGACCCUGAGAUGAAAAAGGAAGAAGCUUCUUCACCUGAAAAUGCGAUAUACUGUGGCUUACUUUCAUCGCUACAAAAGGAACAGUCUCACAAAUUCCAGUUCUCUGUUGGGCCCUCUCUCUGCAGUAAAUAUAGAAAAAUAUUAUUGAUGUUAUUCUUAGGGUUACUUGGGAAUUUUAUUUUGUAACUGAGUUUCUGAACUUGUAAUGAGAUCAAGCAUGAUUAAUUUGUAAUCUGAAAGUUGUCAAUUCAAAUUUUAUAGGCACAAUCAAGGAGAGAUUUUUUUU